Molecule: messenger RNA, 3083 nt
Organism: Branchiostoma belcheri (Belcher's lancelet)
Lineage: Eukaryota; Metazoa; Chordata; Leptocardii; Amphioxiformes; Branchiostomatidae
Exons: 2
Coding region: 475-1092 (205 amino acids)
Source: RefSeq, a predicted model, not a curated record
UUGCGUGAUUGGCUCUUACGUCACAGGACGUUUGUCGAACGUUCGUCACACUUCCUCCUGGAGAACAAAGUGUUGUCUUCAAGGAAGGAAAACUGCUGCGAUUUUCCCCAAGAUUUGGCCGCAAAAGGCAUAUUCGUCUAUCCGAGAUUGUCGAGAACACUACUAAGACACCAGGUAUACAGCCUUCUGGGUGUGGACAAGUACAGUUCUCAGCAAAAGACCACGCCGUGCCACGUAUCUGCUUAGUCAUCCGCACUGAAACGUGAUCGACCGAGGUAUUUGUCACCGCAAAAUCUACCAAGGGACUUCCAAAAUCCUCAUUAGAAACGAAAAAUUUUAUUAUUUUACUAAAAACUGUCAAGAUUGAGGAAGUAGAAGCGGCAAGACUACACAACUUCCUGUUGUUUUCGUGGAAAGCAGACAAGGGAUCCGGCUUUUGAGAACUCAUUUGCAUAUCGACCGGCCAGAACAAAUAUGGCACCCCACCAAAAUGCGUCACCUGCAAACGUCAGUCAUCUGCUGGCAGCUGCCCUCCGCAAGAAGUCAGCAGCGGUCAAGAAGAGGAGGUCGCCCGAUUUCCGUAAGAAAGCCUUGCUCGAGGCCACCGUCAGGCGAGUGAUUGAAGACAUCAGGGCCGAACAGAUCGCCAUCCGCGAGCAGAAAUAUGAGGCUGAGGAAAGCGAGGACUUUCAGCUUACGAAAGACAGUGACUUACAGCUGACAAAGGACAAUCCACCAUCCACCGAUAGCGCUGUUGCGCCGGUUAGAUCACGGUGGGAUGACGAUGAGGAAGAAGAGGAAGACCAGGAGAUGGAAAGUCAAGACAGCAGCUUUGGUAUCCAAAGAGACUUGAACAAAAACGAGGUGGUCAGUGUCACACCUGAUGCCAAAGUUGUACCAACCACACACACAUCUCUCAGCAGUGCAAUAGACGCAGUGGAACAGGAAAGAAGACGGGGAACAUGGAAACCCAACACCAAGGGCGAUUGGAGAUGGAGGGUCGAGGACUGUGAAUCAGACUCUGAGGAGGACAUACUCGGACUAGGGUCAUUCUUCAGCCGCGUCAGAAAGUACACCCACAAGAGGGGGUAACUCAACUCAGGAAACAGUGGUUGACAGGAAUCAAUCAAAUCAGUAUUUGUAUAUUUAUGUACCAUGAGUUCAAUUUGUGCCUUAUCUGUAAAUUGUAUAAUUGAUUGUCAAGGUCUCAUGUUGUAUGAUGUUUCUUCUCAAGGUUGUCAGUUGAGCUGACAAGGAUGGUGUGGCUUGGUUUGUGGUGGAGCGGAAACCAAGCCAUGUGGAGAAAGGGCAGAGGAAUUGUGAGCAAAGCACAUCUCCCAAGGCCCCCAUAAGCUCCAAGUCUAGGGUAUCUUGAUGCUGGAAGUCAGUUACCUGGCUAUAGGUAUAUUGUACUUUAUGUAAAGUUUGUACGGUUUUCUAAGUAGUACUAUGAAAUGACUUGCCUUGUGAAGACAUAUGAUAAACCAUGUUUUGCUACUAAAAGUACCUCCAUGGAUAAAGCAGUAAAUACUUCAUAAUUUAGUAGCUCUAACUGGUUAGAAAGUUUGCAUUUCAAAACUACCCACAACAUACUUGCAGCACUGGGCAGUCAAUUUUUUUUAUUUAUUUACCAGUCUGGUAGUUGAUGCUACAGUAUACAUCAUUACAUCUGAAAGUGAAAGCAUAUUCAAAAUUGCAGUGCUGCAACAUUUUGUGGGAUUUUACAUGAACAUGUCAUUGAUACAAAGGUUUUAUUUUCACAACACAUUUCCUCACUGGAUGUGAAAACUAGACUUGAAAAGUAUCUGGAAUGUGCUGUUGGGUAGUAGUCUAACUAACUGCAAUGGUGUUAAGUUUUGCCACAUUGUCUUGUGUUCUGUUUCUCACGCAAUUGUGUUGCAUUCAAUGUCAGCCCUCUGGAUCAACUGCUCCCUUGCGAGACAGCUGGAGGCACUCCUACCACAGCCGAGCUCUCGGAGCUCAGUCCCCCACUGACAGGUGUACCAAUGUUAAUUUCUCUUUGCUGCACUUUAUUGCAUGUUCCGUACUUACGUUAGAUAUAUGAAAUUUGACACUUCUGUUAGAACUUAGAUAUGUGAAAUUUGACACAUUUGCGGAAAAUACAUACCAAAAUGUUCUUCAGCUGACACUUUAGGGUGAACAAUUUUGAGGUUUCUUGUCAAAAAAGUGUUGUAGAGUAUUAAACUGGUCCUAUUUAAAUUUGUCACAUUUUUAAUUAACACAUUAGUUGGAUUGCUACUUUUUGGUGCUUCUAGUUUGUGAAGGGCAAAUACAGCAUUUACGGUUUUCCUCAGCCACAUCACUUGUCACCAAGAGCCCUUGUUUACCUAUUUCUUGACCAUGAUCGUCCUUUAGGUGGGCUGACUCUCUGGCCCAACUCGCCUCGGCAGUCCAUCUGCUGAGUUCCAUGGUCCUCCUCAGACCAGACUUAGUCACAGCCUCGCAGUGCCUCGCUCGUCAUCAGAAAGGAGAACAACCCGCAGCUAGCCGACUUCGGUAAAUGGGGAUCAAUGGGAAGUAAUGCCCUUUGGUGUGAGUGCUUGAAAUGUAGUACAUGUAUUACUGGAUUACUAUUGUUUUCUUGAUACCAAAUUUAUUUUUGUCCAUGUUUUAGCCCAGACCUUUUCUAGAUUUCUUAAUACUGCCACAUUUUACUUGGUGUGACAUUUUACUCGGUAACCCCUCGUGGAGAAAAGAAAAUGGAUAUUUUUUUAGACCAUGCUGUCGUGAGUUACUUAACGUUGUUUUGGGAGACAUGUUCACUAGAUCUUUUUCAGUACGUGGAAUUCUGAACAGACUGGAAGACCAAACAAGACUCCAAGCAUCAACCUGACCCAACUCAACACGGAACGUGUAUUAUACCUCAGACGCCCACUUCUACUUUUAAGAAGCGGUUAUCUAAAUCUUUCAUUUCCAGGUUAUUUUACUUGUGUAUUGCUGUUGUAUGUAUGUACACAUGUAUGUAUGUGAACUGUUUUGACGUCAAACACGAGGCAAAAGUCAUUCUCUAUCGAUAUUUGAAAACUUUGUACAGAUUUUCAGAAUAAAAAAAGUUGAAUCGA